This is a messenger RNA of Ziziphus jujuba (common jujube), 5225 nucleotides long. Its product is annotated as disease resistance protein At4g27190. Lineage: Eukaryota; Viridiplantae; Streptophyta; Magnoliopsida; Rosales; Rhamnaceae. Gene Ontology annotation, molecular function: ATP hydrolysis activity; ADP binding. The transcript is spliced from 8 exons. The record is from RefSeq and is a predicted model, not a curated record. The coding region runs from base 787 to 4698 and encodes 1303 amino acids.
UUUUUUUGUUUUUUUUUUGGGGCUAUGCUCCAGGCAUCCCUUGUUCCUCGGAGAUUCGAACCCAAAAAAAAAAAAAAUAAAAAAAAAAUAAUAAUAAUAAUAAAAUAAUUUUAAUUUUUCGUUAUUUUUCGUAAAUGAAAAUUUUAAUUUUGCAUUGGUGGGAAAUUUGCCGUCAUCAUUUUUGACCCCUUUCCCUUCUGAUUAAACCUAGCCCUCUGAAUUUCUCUCUGCGUAAAAAGUAGCAGCAAAGAUCCAAAGGAAUACCGCCGGACCAUCAACGCCUGAUCUUCGCAGGAAAGCAAUUGGAAGAUGGAAGAUGGUGGAACCUUGCCGAUUACAACAUCCGUAAGGAACCCACCCUCAAUCUGGCCCUCUGCCCUACACGCUCUAGAAGAUUAAGCAUAAGAAGAAGAAGAAGAAGAAGAAGAAGAAGAAAAAGGUGAAGCUCGCCGUCCUCCAGUUCUACAAGGUGGACGAUUCUGGGAAAGUCUGGAGGCUAAGGAAGGAGUGCCCCAGUGUCGAGUGUAGCGUCGGAACUUUUAGGGCCAACCACUUCGAUAGGCGCUACUAUGGUGGUAAGCAUCCGGUGAAGGUGAAAGCAACUUAAUUUCCUUCUUAUACUUAUCAAAGCAAGGUAUAUUGGUGUAUUGGUAGUAGAAACUUUGGGUAUUUUAUAGAGACAAUUAUGGUGUAGGAGUUUGGCCUUGAUUACCCAAAGGGAAGAAUACACAUGGAAAUGAAUUAUAAGCUGGCAUUUAGGGCUGCAGAGGCUGCUUUUAAGUUAUUAUGGAGGUUGGAGCUCCUUUAAAUACUUACACCAUCCUGGUAUGCAGGAAAAUGGACAUUAUCACUUCAAUCAUAUCAAAAAUUGGAGAAAUGUUGGUGGAGCCCACUGGAAGACAUCUUGGAUACUUAUUUCACUAUAAAGUCAACAUCAAGGCUCUUGAAGAUGAAAAUGUUAAGCUGAUGAACAAGAGAGCUGAUGUUCAAAAGUUGAUCGAUGCAGCAAAUAGAAAUUCAGAAGUCAUCGGAGAUGAAGUUAAUUGGUGGGUUUCAGAGGUGGACAAGAUCACAGAUGAGCUGGAGAAGUUCUUGAAAGAAGAUGCAACAGCAGACAAAAUGUGCUUCCAUGGAUGGUGCCCAAACUUGAAGUUGCGACAUUCUUUGGGUAGGAAAGCCAAGAAGCACGCAGAGGGUGUUCUGAAGCUCCAACAAGAAGGAAAGUUCGAUAGAAUAUCCUACCCUGCACCUCCAACCAGAAUGCACUUUUCUUCAUCAUCCAUGAAAGACUUCAACUCGAGAAAGAAAAUCUUAAAUCAAGUUAUGGAGGCUCUAAGAAAUGAGAAGGUGAGCAUGACUGCGAUAUGCGGGAUGGGCGGGAUCGGGAAAACAACCAUGGCCAAAGAAGUUGCUAAAAGAGCAAAAGAUGAGAAACUUUUUCGUGAGGUUGUUAUGGUAACGGUGUCCCAAAAUCCAAAUGUUGGUCGAAUCCAAGACACAAUUGCAGAUUUCUUGGGUUUGAAGUUUGAUCAGAAGAGCGACGACGAAGGAAGAGCAGAAAAAUUGCGUCAGAGAAUAUUGAAAGAGACAGAAAACAUCCUUCUUAUACUGGAUGACUUGUGGAAUAAACUUGAUUUGGAGGCUGUAGGUAUCCCCGAUGGAUGUAAAAUUCUAUUGGCAUCACGAAAUGAAGAUGUUUGCAAGCAAAUGAAAAGUCAAGAGAUUUUUCCCAUCAAAGUCUUAUCUGAAGACGAAGCUUGGAAUCUUUUCGAAGAGGUGGCAGGAAUUUCCAAUUGUACUCGUGAUCUACACAAGGUAGCAAAAAAGGUUGCAAAUGAAUGCAAAGGCUUACCUGUUGCGAUCGUCACUGUUGGAAGAGCGCUCGAAAAUAGAGACGAAAGUGAUUGGAAUGAUGCACUUCUCAAACUUGAAAAAUCAAUACCAGAUAGCAUGUUAAAAACGGAUAUAGAGGUCUAUUCCCGUAUCAAAUUGAGUUACGACCUUUUAAGAAGCGAAGAAGCCAAGUCAUGCUUUUUGCUGUGUUGUUUAUUCCCAGAAGACUAUGAUAUUGGUAUUGAAACUUUGGUUCGAUAUGGGAAAGGAUUAAGGUUGUUUCAAGAAACUCGGACAAUGGAACAGACAAGAAACAGAGUUCAUACUUUGGUUGGGUAUUUAAAAAGAUGUUUUCUACUGAUGGAUGGCAAUGAGAAAGAGUGCAUUAGAAUGCAUGAUAUUGUUCGUGAUGUGGCCAUAUCAAUCGCAUCAAGAAAGGAGCACGAUGGCUUCGUAGUUAAAUGUGAUAAUGAAAUGGAAGAGUGGCCAGAGAUAGAUUCAAGUGAAAUGGAACAUUGCACUGCAAUCUCACUUGUAUUUGAUAAGAGAAUCAAGAAGCAUCCUGAUAGUUUGGUGUGCCCCAAUCUCAAGCUUCUAAGUUUGUCCUCGACAAUUAAAAUAAAAUAUCACUUUAUGGUAAGAUAUGCUUGGCAGAAAUUGGAACUGAGUGAGAAUUUUUUCGAAGGGAUUAAAGAAAUCAAGGUUUUGGCUUUUCAAAGUAUUUACUUUCAAACGCUUCCAGCAUCAUUGCAAAUGCUACAAAACCUCCGGACCUUGCAUUUGGAGUAUUGUGAGUUAGGAGAUAUUUCAAGAAUUGGAGGAUUGGAAAUGCUAGAAAUCCUCAGCUUGAUUGGUUCUUGGAUCCAACAAGAGUUGCCAAAGGAGAUAGGAAAUCUUCAACAUCUAAAGGUGUUGGAUAUGACAAAAUGCAAAGGGCUUAAUAGAAUUCCACCUGGUGUACUCUCGAGAUUAACCACAUUGGAAGAGUUAAAGAUUUUCCCCUUCAGUAGUUGGAGUUCUCUGGAAGGAAAUGAAGAGAAAACCUCCGCAAGUCUUGAUGAGAUAACUCCUCUGCUUGAUCGAUAUUUGAAAGUUUUAAAUGUUUGGAUACCAGAAGUGGAGUUUAUUCCAAGAAACUUUAUUUUCAAUGAUUUGACAAGAUUUUCAAUUGGUGUGGGUAGAUAUGCUAGAGAUGAAAUCAAUGAUUUGUUUAGAAAGAAUUUGCAGCUAGACGAAGUUAGCACUGAUUCUAUAAAACAGAGUGGGAUUCAUCCAAUAGUCAAGAAAUGUGAAGCUUUGAGAUUAAGGAAGGUGCAUGAUUUGAAGAAUUUAUUUCCCCAUUUUGAUGAGGAGGAGCAAGAUGGUUUCCCGUGGUUGAGGAUUCUUAUAGUAGUCAACUGCAAUGAAAUGGAGUACGUGGUGAAAUUCACGUCAAAUAAUAAUCGGACUGAUCUUCAUGUUCCAAACAAAUUCCCUCUUUUGGAGGAAUUGUAUUUGAUGAAUCUUGAAGGAUUGAAGGGAAUAUUCCAUUAUAAUUCUGAUGAUUUACAACUUCCUCCUACUGAUCAUCAGUUUGUUAGAAAGGAGAGGAUUUCCACAGCAUCAUCUCUUCCAAGAGGAUUUCCACAGCUCCAGAGUUUGUAUGUAGGAAACUGCCCAACAUUAGAAGAAAUCGUUUCCGUAUGGAACCGCAAAACUGAUGAUCCUAUUAAUACAUCUACAUCCGAUGAUAUGAUUCUCUUCCCCAAAUUAACUGAGUUAACUCUGUGGUGGCUACCGAGUCUAAUCAGUUUGUGCAGAGCCAUAGAUGAUGAGGGAAGUACAGGGCCACCUAAGGAUGCUGAUGGAGUAGAAAGCAACAUGGAUAAUAUGAAUACUCCUACUAACAUACUUGUUCCCUUCAAAUGUAUAAAGUGGUUACCAAGUCUAGAAAAGUUAGAGGUGAACGACUGUGAUUCAAUAAAAGUACUUUUUGGUUUUCAUGGAAAUGAUUCACCACAGCUUGAUCCAAUCAACAGUAAUAUUACCAAUAAUAUUAAUGUUGAUCAACCAAAUGAUUCGGAAAAUCUUUCUCAUAAGAAGUGCUGCCUAAUUGGGUGUCUACCAUGUGGUAAUAUAGCUGGCAAACCCAACAUGAUACAAAAUUCUCAAGAAAUCAUCGAUACUUCCCACUUGACAAAGGAUGUUAAUCAGGAUCGUCAGCUGGACAAUCACAAAGAAGAGUGGCUGAUGAACUUGAAAGAUUUAGAUGUGAUUUGGUGUAAUUCGUUGGAGGUGGUAUUCGACUAUGGGGAAGGCCCAUUAGCUCCAGCCCUCAAUAAGUUGGAAAGUUUGGAAUUACGUGGGCUAUACAAGCUGAUGCACAUAUGGAAGAAGGGUCCACAACAGGUCAAAACUGUUGGCUUCCAAAAUCUGAAAACUCUAUCAUUACAUUUUUGUCCAAGUUUGAGAUAUUUAUUCACUGCUUCCAUUGCCAAACUCCUCGUGAUGCUAAAAGGUCUCAAAGUUACUUACUGUAAAUCAAUGGAAGAGGUCGUUGCAAAAACAGAAGAGGAGAUCAAUAAUGUUAAUGCGGAAUUUUAUGUGGUUUCAUUUCCCAAUCUGGUUUCCAUUGAAUUAAAUUCUCUGAAUAAUCUCUACUAUUUAUGUCAACAUCCUUAUGCCUUUGAAUUCCCAUCCCUAGAAACUCUACAAAUAAAAAAGUGUCCUAAGUUGCAGACAUUUGUUACCGCAAAUAAAACUCCGAAGAUACCUAAGCUUAAGGUUGUAAAGCUUAAUGGCAAAGACAUGGUGAUUUUGGAACAAGACCUUAAUGGCAUCAUACGACGCCAGUUUGAAAAACCAGACCAUAUAGAAGAAGAAUAAGAAGAAGAUCCAGAGAGCACAGAAAACGAAGAAGAAAGUCUAGAGAGCACAGAAGAAAAAGAAGAAGAACAAGAACAAGAACAAGUUGAAGAAGAAGAAAAAGAAACAGAUAUGCAAAUAAAAAAUUAUGUAUAGUAGAAGAAGAAAAACCAGAGAUGGAAAUAAAAAAACUUUGCAUGGUAGUAGAACAUAUGCAGUUGGUAUUCACAGUGUGGCAGUGCUAUACCCUUCUUGUAUAUUCUUGAAUAUAUAGAAAGCCUUUACAGAGAAAUAUUUAUUGUCCAUUAAUUCGUCUGUUUUGUUAACAUUGCACUCAACGAACCAAAAAAUUUCUUCAUGGGGUAGGUGCAUAUGCAUGCCCUGUGGCUGUAUCAUUUUAUGCCCUUGCAAUGAAGCAUGGGUAUGUUAUUGGUCUAGCCAGUGGUAAGAAGUUGGUUGUUGCACUUUAUUAUCAUUGUACUAAACUGGUGCAACUGUUACAACAUAUAGGCAAAAGAUUAUAAAUUACUUGAUUCUCUACCUUUAGA